AUGUGGUGGAUAGUGUUUUGGUGUCUCCUUUCAUUCAACGGCCAUAUAUCAUCACAACCUUUAGACGCUAAGGAUAAUGUUCGCCAAACGCGUCAACUGGACUUCGGUGAGUGCUGUCCUUGCCCAGGCGCUGGACAAGUUGGACAAGGUUUCGAAGCACAGAGUCCUUCUUUCUCUAGUUACGAUGGUCCAUACAGCCGAGCAAGGGAGGUGGAUGACUGUCCGUGCCGGGCUAGAAGCUCUGACUCCGAUGGAGCCUCAUCAGCCUUCUUUCCAACUGCAGUGCGUCCUGAUGGGCAUGCCGUGAGGUCAUCAGAAACGAAAGAAGACCCGAAGCCACUGCUACACCCAGAGGUUGAUCUCGCAUCAUCGGUUUUAGAAACACUAAGAGAAGCCACCGAUGAGGAGUAUAAGGAAGCGCUAGCGAGGGAUGCCGCGAGGAGUAUGGGGAAAUCAGCUGACGAGGCUUUCUUCGGAGACACUAUCCCAGACGCAAGUACUGGUAACUUAGUAACCAUUAUAAUGAAUCCAAAAUAUUCUGAGGACGAUAUUGUUCCUCAAGAAUCACAUCUUCAAGAAACACGUUGUGUUCAUGGACCAUUAGGUAGUGCAAGGUCUAGUCCCGUUCAGUUACGGACUGCGACAAAACCACCAAACUUAUUACAUGAGCUGUUUGGGCUGCCACAAGUAGACCAGCUAGAUGAUAUGGAUAGUGGUGUAGGUGCCAGCAAUAUUGAAGAACGUGUUGUAAAAAUUGACGAAGAUCAAGCGCUAAGUAAAACUAAAAUUGGCCUACGGAAGUACGCGCCAUUGUUGAAACCGAAUACUAGUAUAAAAGAUAUGUCCACUAACUUAAAGAGCAACGUAGGCGAUAUGGGUAUUGGGAGUAAGGUGCCCAAUUUAAAACUGCCCAUGACUACACUGAAGGAUUUAUUAAAUCAAAAAUUUUUGGAAGAUGAGGAGAAAAUAAGCUCUCUACCUUCGAUUCCUAAACUUCGAUUAAAUAAUUCACUCUUAAAGCCUAAACCAGACCUUAUUGAAGAUAUGAGUGUAUCUCCAAAUGAUAUUCAAGAACAGGCAAUAAGGAAUUUCUUUGAAGCUAAAUCUCACUUAGACAAUAUCUUUCAGAAUGCACAUACUAGGCCAUUGAGUUUGAACAAUUUGUUAAAAUUAAAAGAUGUUGAAUUUGUUCCUUUGGAAGAUCUAGUUAAGACAAGAGCAGAGACGCCUAAACUAUCUAUACCACAAUUGAACUUACCAGGCAUAUUUGACAAAGAACAAAGGGCUGCAAAACUGUCGAUAGACGAAAAAGCUCCAGUUAACCUUAUCCAAAGUACAAGGACAAUAGGAAACCUACCAAUCUUUGGUAAGAAUGAAAUGAUGGAUGCCGAAGUUAGUCCAAGUAAUAUGAUUGAACAGGUCAGUAAUACUGACUGCAACGAAGAAUCUGCUAAGAGUGCUGAAACGGAUAAUGGUCUCACUGAUGAUGAUAAUAGUGGGCAUGAAGGCGAGAUCUCAACCGAAAUUAUUGACUCAGAGUCCAGUCCUGACACAACACAAUCUGUAAUAGUUGACAGUAGCAAUAAUAUGGUUGAUAUUGAGUCAAAUGAAUUAGCCCAAACUACAGACGACUGCAAUAUGAAUGCUUCACUAAUGACAGAAUUUCCCAUUCAACCAACAGAAAGGUCUUCUGAUGGAGAAGAUACAGAAAAAGGCAAUAGAGAUGAAAUAGAGCUAGACAAUUCUGAAGAUAACACAACUCAAGAAGAUUCAGAACCUAAAAAUGUUACAAACGAUGAAAAUUGUGCUGAUAAUGCCAACGAUAUGGAUUCUUUAACUGAUUCUAGCAGCAACAUAAAUAAUGUUGUUCAACCAGAUGAUUUAGGAUUUCGCCAUGAUAGAACAUCUGAAAAUAAUAAUGAUAUAACAGAAGAAUCUUGCAGCCAGGAGCAAUCAUUUAAUGAAAAUGUCAAACCUACAGGUGUAAAUCAACCCACAAAAUUAAUAAGACCACUUGCUUUAGAUAAAUCAUCAUUGUCAUCGAUUAGAGAAAAUAUAAAGAAUAGAUUUGAAAACAUAAAGAAUACAAAAGCUAUUCCUAAAACCGCAAAAAUCUAUGAAAAACCCAUUCCAAUUAAUGUCGUUGAAGAAGAACAAGAAGUGCCUACAAUAGUAGAUAACCAACAAGACUCUGAUUGUCAAGACGAACAUACACUUCAAGUUACAACAAUGAAAUCAGUUAUUUGUGACGAUGAACCAAAGGCUAAUGACAAUUCUGCAAAUAAAGUGAGUAUGCAGGACUUACAAAAAAUAUCAGAUUCAAUGUUACAAAGAGAAGAACAAGAACGAGAGUCAAAAGCAGCUUGCGAUGAAUUAUCACCCGUAGGAAUGGAAUCAAAGAUGUCAACUGAAGAACAAAGUGAAGAAAAUCAGAAAGAUUCUGAUGCAUCGGCCAAUAUACAAAAAAUUGUUAUAAUGGAUCCGCGACAAUUUGAUAAUGGUGAUGAAAGUGAUGGUGAUUCAAAAAUUUCUUGUCCAAGUAGACCAACAUUAUCGAAACAGGCAGAAGAAGUUGAUGAUGCAAGUGGAUCGGCCAGUGAAGUGGUUGCAAGUAUAAUGCCUCAAAACAAUGUGGUCCGUCCACCUCCUUUAUUCAACAAAGUAGUACAACCUGAUCUAGACCUAUUCAACUUACCAGUACCGGAUUUGAAAAAUUUGGUCAAAAUAGAACCAAUACCCACGCUUGAUGACAUCAAAACAGGUUUGAACAACUUGCUUGGUCGUAGAGCAGGUGAAGCAGUAGAAUUAUCUCGUCCCGUAGUAGAUUCAAGGAUUGGUACUCCAAAUAUUUUACAGCAAACCAUGUCUGCGGAUGCCAGUACUAAAAGAUUCCGAACAAAACUACCACCUUUAGGAUUGGAAGACGUCGAUUUAGAUAUUCUACCGAAAUUACCGAAACUGGAGCUACCUAAUAAAAACAAACUGUUGUUGCCAGAUUUGCGAAUGAAGCCAUUGAAACUACAGUCAGCAUUGAAUGAUAAAGGAAUACUUACAGGAAGAAAAAAUCCACUAGAUAUAUUUCCUAAUUUAGAGACACCAGGUGGUCGGAUAAAAUCUCUUGGCCGCAAAGCAGUGAAAACAUUACGUAAACCUGAUGUUCUCAGAAGUAGCUUGGUCCCAACUAAAGGAAUUGAUGAGUUAACUGAGGACCUGAAUUCCCACGCUAAACAUACGUUACGACACAUGCAGAAAACGCUCCAAUCCACUUUGAGAGAACAAACAAAAAUCCCAACGAAAUUACAAUCAAAUGACUUAUUGGAAGCUAUCGCUAGGAAUCAUGAAGAUGUCAGUGAUAAAAUCAAAGCUUUACACAUGGAUUUCAACGACAGACUUGAAACAAUGCGGAAUAAUCUUUUUGACAACUCUUUAUUCGAAUCACGUACUCCAGAACUAUUUAGUUCUCUUAGUAGUAACAUUAAAGAAAGAAAAUCUUCUUUGAAAACGGCACAGCCCAAGUCUGUGACAAGUAGGAUGAGGGAUGCAAAGAAAUCGAAAACUCGCAGACCUGAUCAACAGAAACCAAGUGGUGCCAGGCUUUCGUCACAAUCAUACGAAAAUAAGUUCAGGAUGCCUGCCGCAGCCAGUGUGAUUGUACCGAAAACUCUUAAAGUCCCUACGCUAGAACGAACGCUACCGAUGAAGCGACCGGAACUAUUUAAACAAAUACCUAUUGUAAUUCCAACCACAGAAGACGAAGUUUCUAGAGUUGCCUCAUGGAAAAAAGAAAGCGAGAAAUUGAAUAAAAAUAUUAAAUUGACGAAAUCAAUUAAUCCUUUUAAGGAUAGUAAAAUUGAAGUAACAUUUUCAACCACUCCUAGACCGGCAAUGCCUAGAGCACAAUAUAGAAAAUUGACAUUGCCUUCAUCUCAUUCGGAUAGAAAUAUGAGACGUUUUGGAGUGUUAGAUAACAGUGGUUCACCGAGUGAAAUGAGAAGUGCUGUAGUUGCGUCUCCCAUGUCUAGUCAAGACUAUAAACUAGGUGAUAAACCUGUUGAUAGUGGAAACGGGCCAAAAUCUCUAACAAGACAACAAAAAGUUACUGGAAAAGGCGGUCGGUUAGGAAACACACAAUCUAAAAUGAGUACUGAUUUAGAAUCGUGGCCUAAGGCUUCCGAAAGUGCUUUUCUAUCGAAAGUUAAAGAAGCUGUAAAGGCUAGGCUUUCUAAAACCCCUGCUAUAAAGAAGUCUGAAAAUACUGAAGUCGUUAAUACUAACACAGAUAUGGUGCGCGCCGCGUCAGAGAAUGUUGAUAUGGUUGAAAGUAAAGUGUUAAAAGAAAAUGUUUCUUAUAAAUGCACUAUGGUCUGUACAAAAGAAUAG
Molecule: messenger RNA, 4380 nt
Organism: Spodoptera littoralis (African cotton leafworm)
Lineage: Eukaryota; Metazoa; Arthropoda; Insecta; Lepidoptera; Noctuidae
Source: the annotation of a GenBank genome assembly